Molecule: messenger RNA, 4877 nt
Organism: Onychomys torridus (southern grasshopper mouse)
Lineage: Eukaryota; Metazoa; Chordata; Mammalia; Rodentia; Cricetidae
Gene: Prkg2
Product: protein kinase cGMP-dependent 2
Exons: 19
Coding region: 450-2738 (762 amino acids)
Biological process (GO): protein phosphorylation
Molecular function (GO): cGMP-dependent protein kinase activity; ATP binding
Source: RefSeq, a predicted model, not a curated record
GUGCAGACUGUCGUCUUUGCUGCAGGCUGGCUCCGGAGUACAGGUUCGCGCCGGCGCCGGUGACCCCACCUUCAAGGAAGCGGGCUCCGGGUUCUCCCACGCCACGCCAGGCUGACCCCCGCCCUCCUCCGUCCCUCCUCUCCGUCGAGCUCCCUCCUCCCUCCCGGGCGUCUCCUUCUCGCAGCGGCCCCCGCAGACCAGCGAGGCGGCGGCAGCACCCACGUCGCCGCAGCUCCUGCCCGCAGCGCGCUCGCCGCGUCCCCGGCUCCCACGCAGCGCGAGCGGCGGUGUGCCAGCAGCCCGGACCCCGCACAGUGCGCACGGUGCGGCGGGGCAGAGCUGAGCUGAGCCCGGCUGGAGCCGCAGGAGGGCGGCGUGGUGGAGGACGCUGAGACGCUGGACGAGCUGCGCACCUGGAAAGUUACGCGGCGGCCUGGCUCCUGAGCAACAUGGGAAAUGGUUCAGUGAAACCCAAACAUGCUAAGCAUCCAGACGGCCAGCCAGGGAACCUCAGCACGGAUGCCCUGCGGAGCAAGGUGGCAGAGCUGGAACGAGAGCUGAGGAGGAAGGAUGCAGAGCUUCAGGAACGGGAGUACCACCUGAAGGAGCUGCGGGAGCAGCUGUCCAAGCAGACUGUGGCCAUUGCGGAGCUCACAGAAGAGCUGCAGAGCAAGUGUAUCCAGCUGAACAAGCUGCAGGAUGUGAUCCAUGUGCAGGGAGGGAGCCCACCGCAAGCUUCUCCUGACAAAGUGCCUUUGGAGGUUCACCGCAAGACCUCAGGGCUGGUCUCUCUCCACAGCAGGAGGGGGGCAAAGGCUGGAGUGUCUGCAGAGCCCACAACCCGAACCUAUGACCUCAACAAACCCCCUGAGUUUUCCUUUGAGAAAGCAAGAGUCAGGAAGGACUCCAGUGAGAAAAAGCUCAUCACUGAUGCCCUCAAUAAGAACCAGUUUCUGAAGCGAUUGGACCCCCAGCAGAUCAAAGACAUGGUGGAAUGCAUGUACGGGAGAAACUAUCCACAGGGCAGUUACAUCAUCAAGCAAGGAGAGCCGGGCAACCAUAUCUUUGUGCUGGCAGAGGGUAGACUAGAGGUGUUCCAAGGAGAGAAGUUGCUGUCAUCCAUCCCAAUGUGGACCACAUUUGGGGAACUGGCGAUUUUGUACAACUGUACACGGACUGCCUCUGUGAAAGCUAUUACCAAUGUUAAAACUUGGGCACUCGACAGAGAGGUUUUCCAGAACAUUAUGAGGAGAACGGCCCAAGCCAGGGAUGAGGAGUACAGAAACUUCCUCAGAAGUGUUUCCUUGCUGAAGAACUUACCUGAAGAUAAACUAACCAAGAUCAUUGACUGUUUGGAAGUGGAAUACUAUGACAAAGGCGAUUACAUCAUCAGAGAAGGAGAGGAAGGGAGCACCUUUUUCAUUUUGGCAAAAGGAAAGGUGAAAGUCACACAGAGCACAGAAGGCCAUGACCAGCCACAGCUGAUUAAAACCCUGCAGAAAGGGGAGUACUUUGGAGAAAAAGCUCUGAUCAGUGAUGACGUCAGGUCAGCCAAUAUAAUUGCUGAAGAAAAUGAUGUUGCAUGCCUCGUGAUAGACCGAGAAACGUUCAACCAAACUGUUGGGACAUUUGAGGAACUCCAAAAAUACCUUGAGGGGUAUGUGGCCAACCUGAACCGUGAUGAUGAGAAAAGACAUGCAAAGCGCUCUAUGUCUAACUGGAAGUUGUCCAAAGCCCUUUCUCUGGAGAUGAUUCAGCUGAAAGAGAAGGUGGCCAGAUUCUCCUCAACCUCCCCAUUCCAGAACCUUGAGAUUAUCGCAACACUGGGCGUUGGUGGGUUCGGAAGAGUGGAGCUUGUUAAAGUUAAAAACGAGAAUGUUGCUUUUGCUAUGAAGUGCAUAAGGAAGAAGCACAUUGUUGACACUAAGCAGCAAGAACACGUCUACUCAGAAAAGAGGAUCCUGGAGGAGCUCUGUUCUCCCUUCAUCGUUAAAUUAUAUCGUACUUUCAAGGACAAUAAAUAUGUGUACAUGCUGCUGGAAGCCUGCUUAGGCGGGGAGCUGUGGAGUAUAUUAAGGGACAGAGGCAGCUUCGAUGAACCCACCUCCAAAUUCUGUGUUGCCUGUGUGACAGAGGCAUUUGAUUACCUGCAUCGACUAGGCAUUAUCUACAGAGACCUGAAGCCAGAAAACUUGAUUCUGGAUGCUGACGGUUACCUUAAGUUGGUUGACUUUGGAUUCGCCAAGAAGAUCGGCUCUGGGCAGAAAACCUGGACAUUCUGUGGGACUCCAGAGUAUGUGGCCCCUGAGGUCAUUCUCAACAAAGGACAUGACUUCAGUGUGGACUUCUGGUCCCUAGGAAUUCUAGUAUAUGAACUCCUAACGGGCAACCCACCCUUUUCUGGAAUAGACCAAAUGAUGACCUACAAUUUGAUUCUCAAAGGAAUUGAAAAAAUGGAUUUUCCCAGAAAGAUCACAAGGAGACCUGAGGAUUUGAUUCGGAGGCUUUGCAGGCAAAAUCCAACAGAAAGGCUGGGGAAUCUGAAGAACGGGAUCAACGACAUUAAGAAACACAGGUGGUUAAAUGGUUUCAAUUGGGAGGGCCUGAAAGCGCGGAACCUUCCAUCCCCUUUACGAAGAGAGCUCAGUGGCCCCAUAGAUCACAGCUACUUUGACAAAUAUCCUCCUGAAAGGGGGGUACCUCCGGAUGAGAUGUCAGGCUGGGACAAAGACUUCUGACGGAAGAAAAGUGAUGGCGUGCCACAGAAGAGGACUGUGAGGACCAAUGACACAGUGCUGAUGAUUCCUCUCUUCAGAGCAUUAGAAGAUCUCUUGGAAGACUGCGGGGGAGAAGAAAAUCCUGGCUGGUCGGGGCAGGAGAGUGGAUAGAUGUGGUUCUGGACAAGAAUGUCUCCUUUAGAUGCUGUGAAUUAUCCCUGUUUUCCAUUAUGUACUUGUCUCAGACUGUCCUCUCCCCUUUACAUGAUCAGAUCUAUUUUUGUUGGCAUAACAUAGUUUUCUGUGAAAUCUGUUGUUCCCUUCAACUCACACUCUCCUGCCUAGAGUCCUAAGAAAAAAAUUAGUAUUUUCUUCUUGAGCACCUUCCUUCUAGAAGGAAGAAGAUGAAUAUGGACCACUUUAGAAGAAGCUCUCCAGGGCUCAACAGACACUAUGGAUAUAUUGUGAUGGCCCCAAAUGGUAGUUUCCAGACAUCUUGGGUAGUCAAUAGAAGAUCAUGAAUUUCCUUUUCUUUUAACAUAAAAAUAGACUAAAUUGUUUUUCUGAUGCCAUCUAGGGAAAAGAAAACAUUUGAAUAUUAGUUAGUGAUACUAGGUAUGAAAGGAAGUCAAUUAAUCAAAUCAGAUAAUUACAUUAUUUUUAAUAACUUAGGAAAAACAAACAAAAACUUUCUUUUUUCCUUUGGCCAGUUGUAAUACUCAGAGAUUUUUCAAAAACUUCAUUAAAAAUCAUUUAGAAAGUAAAACAUGACUAAAUAUUGGGCCUUUGUGAAGGUUCUACCUUUUAUUUAAAAAAUACUUCCACUGUCAAAGUAGAAAAGAUAGUGGAAUAAAAGACUAAGGGCAUUUCCUUCCCACAAAGACAGAGCACCAUGACCCCGAUAGGUAAAGGUUCUGACUCUCAAGCUCUGAGGUCUAUCGCUCAACCCUGCCAUCACUGCUCUCAAUACACACAGAGAAUAGAAUGAGCACCUUUAAUUUUUAUUGAGAAGCCCAUUGGCAGGUGUUGGUACUUGUAAUCACUGUAGAGUUAACGGCUUUGUUUAGAGGCAUUCGAGUCAUGUAUAUAAUUAUAACACAAGCUAUUGGGGAUGUGAUAGGAUUUUAGAAGUAAAAGGAACACUCAGAACCUAGUUUCUUUCUGUUUCCUCUUCUCCGUCUUCCAGAUAACGAUAGGGGAGUUUCAAAUCAUUGGACACCCUAAGAAUUUUACCAGUGAGUGUUCAUAGGUCUUGAUCCCAAUCACUUCCUCCCUUGCAGAUUUCUCACCAUCUUUUUAAUCCUGGCAGGGUAGAAACGACAUCCUGUGUCAUUCCUAGUUCCUGUAUCUUUCAAUCUUCUGAUUGUAUUUUCAUAUGAUAAUAUUCUAUGUGGAAAGGAAACUUCACCAACUCCACACAUGUAUUUUCAUUCUUUAAAGAAAGUCAGCAAUCUAUUUCCUGAAGAUUUAAGCCAGAUUAAGCCAGGCCCAGAAAAAGAAAGUGCAUCCUUAAUAAAUUAUAUUUACAUAUUUAGAGUCCUUUUGCUGAACCAAAGAGUUUUGUUUCAUGGGGUAGAUUUUUAAAGAUUAUGUAUUGUAUAUAGAGAAGCCAUUUUUACUAGGAUUAAUAUAACAUGCUUUAAGAAUUUCUAAAGUCUAAAAAUAUUUUAUUUGCAUUUGGUUUGUAUGUACUAUAUGUUUUUCCAUGUAUAUAUUUUAUAAUUACCAACAUAUUCAGGUAGAAAAUGGAUAUAUUGGAUGGACAUUAGGACUGUACAGUUAUAACAAUGAUAUUCUUUAAAGUGUUCCAUUAUUGUAAUUGGAAAGAAUAAUACUACAUAUAUAGAGUUAAAACCCAACUUAGAGGUUAAUUUUUCCUGUGAGUGGUCAUAUCAUAUGUAAUUCCCACAUAUGAUUUUAUUGUCUUUCCCUUAUAAAGAUGAAGAUAUGUAAGACUGAAUUAUCAUUUAAUCUCAGCUGAUUUCUAGCUCAGUGACCUUGAAAAAAUGAUUUGCCUUUCGGUACUAGCUUCUCACUUGUAGAACAAAGCUGAGGCAGAGAUGGAUCCUUACCUGGUAUCUGUGAAAUGAUCCUUGCUGCAUAGAUGGGAGCUACUGUUACUAUCUCUAUUGAAAUUAAAGCGGCCUUAUUAACCAUUUA